UUUACGCAUUGCUCUAAAAACGAUUGCGAUUUGCGACUGCGACACAAACUCGCGAAACGAAAAUCAUACUUUGACGUUGACAGGUUGUAAUAACGGAUUGAAAAUUGAAAAUUGAAAUCGGCAUUUCGCAAUGGAGAUGGAGCUACUGUGAGUUGAGUUGAGUUGAGUACAAAACUGUGUUAGAUGAUGUGAUUGUUAUGGUGGCUUUGGAAUAGGUUCAAAAUACAUAACAACUAGUGAAGCAUACUGAUCAUAGGUGUUUAAGCCUAUCUUUUAUACUACAAUGAGAAAGUAGAAUAUACAUUUUAUAUACUGUACAGAACAUGCAACAAAAUAUCUGAUCUGAGAAGAGUUUGGCAACUGUGCCUUAAUCAUAGAUCACACUGAUAAAGACAAAAAGACCACAGACUGCACCUGCAGAGAUAUCUGUAAUGGAAGACGUUGUAGUGAAGAAAGAAGAUAAUUCUGGCACCAUGUCAAGUGCUAUGAGAUUGGUUUUUGAAGAUGACAAUUUCAUAGACACUAUCAACAAUGAAUGUAUAUCUAGUGAUAAUGCAAGACUACGAGAUAAUGCUACUUGUAAAGAUCUUCUUAAGAAUACUGUAGCUUCCUGCACAACAGUUACAGAACAUGUGACAGAAACACAGAAUAUUAUAAAAUGUGAAAUUUUUAAAUGUACACUAUGUUUUGAAGACUUUACACAAGAAAUUGAAUAUAAUCUGCACAUGAUUAUUCAUCACCAGAAUGGCGACAGCAAUGCAGCAUAUGAUGAAUACCAAGUGUGCGAGUCACAGUCAGCUGUGGGAUGCAGCUUGGACUCACCUGUGGUGAAGAAUGAGACAGGAUUUCAGAGGCUAAACGAUGACUUUCCUUCUGUAACUUUGGCACCAGAUUUAGUUUCCUUCGCAUAUACGUUUACCGGUGCAGUGGUGACAUGGCCUUCGCCGGCUAUUCCAAAAUUCAAGAACGGUGAAGCAGGAAUAACGAUAAGCGAUGCGCAGAGUUCUUGGGUGGUAUCACUGUUACCGUUGGGUGCGUUGCCGGGCUGCUACCUGGGCAAGGUGCUGAGCGAGCGCGCUGGGCGACGACUUACCAUCUACAGUGCUGCCGUGCCGGGGUUCUUAGGUGCGAGCAUAAUUCUGUUUACAAAAAGUCCAGAGCUCAUGUACUUCGCUCGAGUUUUGAUCGGAAUAGCAAAUGGAAUUACAGCUGUUGUCACAAUGAUAUAUCUGACAGAGAUAGCUGACAAAGAGAUUCGAGGUGCACUAGGAAUGCUUGUGCAAGUAAUGAAUAAUUUGGGAAGCCUGGCUGUGUACGGCAUAGGGCCGUUUGUAUCCUACACAGUGCUCAACUCUAUGGUGCUCUUCUUGUCUGUGUUCUACGCUGUGAUUUGUCUAUGGGUGCCGGAGUCCCCGUAUUACCACUUGUCGUAUGGCAGGUUGGCUGCGGCUAAGAAGGAGUUCAUGACAAUAAAGGGAACUAAGGAUGAAGUGUGGGUAGACGAACAAAUAAACGUAAUGCGUCGCCACGUUCAGGAAAGUAUGGAGAAUAAAACCACGUUUGCAGAAUUGGUGACCAACACCAAAUAUAGAAAGGCGAUUUAUAUCAUAUCAGGUCUCAAAGUGUUACAAUACAUGACGGGCAGUUUGGCCAUCCAAGCAUAUUUGGAGAUCAUAUUCAGACAGAGCAGUUCGAUAUCGGGCCCCUACGCGAGCAUCGUGUACGGAUUUGUGCAGCUUGGGGCAGGAAUCGGAGCAACAUUUCUGGCUGGGUACUUCGGCCGCAGAGUCCUAAUGUUGACUUCCAGUUUCGGGGUAGCCGUCUCCUUGACUAUAGUAGGAUUGUAUUUCUUCUUACAAGACUACAUGCACGUAGGGCCGGGAACUUUGUCCUCUAUAUCAGCGAUGCCUCUUGUUGGAGUGUUAGGUUUUAACAUUUUAUAUGCAGCGGGUAUAGGGAAUUUGCCUUAUGUAAUGCAAGCAGAGUUAUUUCCCUUAAACGUUAAGACUACUGCAUCGAGCGCGGCGACUAUGAUGGCUUGUAUAUUAAAUUUCUUCGUAACGAAGUCUUACCAAGGUAUUAAGGAUGGGUUCGGACAUUUUACAGUUUUCUGGUCGUUUGCCAGUAUAGCAUAUGCCGGGAUAUUGUUCAUAUACUUCUACGUGCCGGAAACGAAGGGCAAGAGCUUGGAGGAAGUUCAGGACAACAUGCGAAUAGAAAACGAGGACGCAGAGGCGCUCAAAAAGUCGGAAAUUAGUUGAUAAGUUGUUAAAAAUAUAGUUGUUUUGAAGGUACUUUUUUACCGUUAAUAAAAACUUGAUUGUGUUUUGGUGUAGGUGAAUUAAUUAGCAACCAGGUGAGGCGACUUUUGAGUAGGUAUAUAGUUUAUAGGUUUGCAGUGAUGUGAUAUAUCACGUCACCGCAAGCGCCAAUCACAAACCGAUACCUUGCAGCGAAUGACGUCACAGUUUAUGAUUGGCGUGUGCGGUGAUGCGAGUAACCUAAUAGUAAGCGCGUUAUCAACUGAAUCGUCGGGUAAUCAAUUCUGUCUAUCUAUCUAUUGACAUUUACAGCCAUAAGGCUAAGCUGCUAGUCAGUGCGUUAUCAAAUGAGAAAUAAUUGAUGCCCUGUGGCUCGGUUGAAAAUGCGUUCUGAUGAUAUUAGUUUUAUUGAUAUUAAUUUUAAUCUUUAGUAAAAAUAUUUACCAAAGUGAAAAGUUACAAAGUUAUUGAAAGUUUCCAUCACUAGUGCCUUUAUUAUUUUAUUUACAGCUUGGCAACUUCGUUCGUAACACUCCCGAUGUUGCGCGCAGGUCGCGGGGGGCAUGUAGCGAUGAAUGAAAACCCACGACUGAUGCACGUCACUUCCCCGCACGCACGAUUUCGCACCCGCGCGGUCUUUUCACCCGACGCCCGCAUAUCAUGGGAGUGUUAUUAAUGAACUUGCCAGACUAUAGUAAUACAAAUUUAUUUGAACAAUCUGUCGUGCUGUAGGUGUUAAUAACACCUACUAAUUUUGAAAUUUCUUAUUUGUUAUCUGCACUUUCUAUUGUUGCAUGCAGUGGCGUAGCGAGGGUUUUUGCUGCCCCUUCUCCAAUUCCAAUUAUUGUCGUUAUCAACCCAUAUUCGGCUCACUGUUGAGCUCGAGUCUCCGCUCAAAAUGAGAGGGGUUAGGCCAAUAGUCCACCUCGCUGGCCCAAUGCGGAUUGGCAGACUUCACACACGCAGAGAAUUAGGAAAAUUCUCUGGUAUGCAGGUUUCCUCACAAUGUUUUCCUUCACCGUUGAGACACGUGACAUUUAAUUUCUUAAAAUGCACACAACAGAAAAGUUGCGAGGUGCAUGCCCCAGACCGGAUUCGAAUCCACACCCUCCGGAAUCGGAGGCAGAGGUCCAUAUUCACUGGGCUAUCACAGCUCAUGUAUGCUAUAUGUAUGCGAUUGUUAUGCAAAAUUAAUUUUAGUAAUGCGUUUUCAGGUAAGUACAUAAUCUGUAAUACAAUACAUUACUUUGUAAAGGUAUCGAGAGUUCUUAUCAUUGGACCUGACCUUGCGUUUAGUAUAUUUAUAAUUAUAUUGUUUGCAUCUCUAUUGUUAUAUUUGUUUGAUUUUAUUGUUUGAAUAAUGUUGACGGCAAACUCCCAUCACUUUAAUUGAAGAGGCAUUAAUAUUUUUAACUGCUAGUUUUAUCAGAUUACAGAUACUGCCUUUUGAUAGUAAUAUCUAUACAAUUAAUUGUAAGGGAUAUUUUAGCAUUCUAAAUGUAAUUUUAAACAAUUUUAUAUAAUUUUACAGGCAUUAGAAAUUAGGGAUUUUGAAUGCUAGAAUAAAAUCUGAAAAAUCCUAGGUUCAACCAUCUGCAUAUACCUUAGUUUUUAUGAAAAAAGAUUUUAUAUACGAUGAAGUUUUUAUCAUUAGAACCACUGCCACAGUACCUAACAGUGUGCUUACUCGAGAAUUCUAUGAAACAACGCUCGACUCCUUAAUAUUGAGCAAUAGUAGAGUAAUAAAUAAAAUAGUAUUGAAUUGUGGAACAUAGAGUAACUUUGGUGUACUCCAAGGUAUUGCAGUUAAUGUAGUCGUGACGUCAUAAUUGACCAAUUUUGCAUAGAGCGAUUUUCUAUGCCUGUUUAAAUCCACCUUGGAUACACGCUUUCGGAAAAGACAGGGAACCAUACAAUAUGAUCAAUAUUUAUUGUUAAAUUUUCGAAAUAUUAUUGUAAAUGUAUGUGUUUGUUUUUAUAAAAUAUUGUUUAAAUAAAAGUCAUAAUGUGACCAAAAGAUUUUUAUUUCACCGAAUAAUAAUAUGAAAUAAUACAUCUGAUUAACUUAGUAAGGUUAUACAAAAGUUACUACUUUGGUUAUAGGCAGGGAGCUGGUGGCAAAUUUGUUGUAUUUUAUUAUUAAAGUUUACACAAUAAAAU
Molecule: messenger RNA, 4421 nt
Organism: Bicyclus anynana (squinting bush brown)
Lineage: Eukaryota; Metazoa; Arthropoda; Insecta; Lepidoptera; Nymphalidae
Product: zinc finger protein 25
Exons: 12
Coding region: 432-2261 (609 amino acids)
Biological process (GO): regulation of transcription by RNA polymerase II; transmembrane transport
Cellular component (GO): membrane
Molecular function (GO): RNA polymerase II cis-regulatory region sequence-specific DNA binding; DNA-binding transcription factor activity; transmembrane transporter activity
Source: RefSeq, a predicted model, not a curated record